AUGUCUACCGAAUUAACUAACAAUGAUUUUCGCCUUAUUUUUGAUAAAUAUGAAAAAGAAAAGAAAGAAAAGGAAAACAAAUUAUUGUUAAAGGAAGAGAAGAAAUUAAAAAGAAAACAGAAAUAUUUAAUAAAAAAAAAAAAAAAUGAAGAAAAAAGUGAGAAAAGGUAUAGAGACAGAGCAGAAGAAAGGAGAAAAGGAAUAAUGAAAGAUGUGAAAGAUGCCACUGUAUUAUACAACAAUGUAAAUAAUACUAUUGAUGAAUCAAAGUACAUGGGAGGAGAUAUCGAACACACGCACUUAGUAAAAGGUCUUGAUUUUUUAUUAUUAAAUAAAGUAAGAAACAAGUUAAUUGAUAAAAUAAGUUUAGAAAAAGAAAAAAUAAAAGGAAAUAAAAUUAACACAUCCAAUCAAAUUCCAAAUUUUUUAAAUAGCGAAUCUAAAUACAUUUACAAAUAUUUCUUUUUAUAUGAGAAUCCUCAUCAUAUAAAUUUUAAAAAAAAAAUAGAAAAAAUUUCUGAUAAUAUUAUGAAUAAUAUGAAAUUUAAGAACUUUAAUAAAAAUAUACAUUCUUUUAAUUAUAAAUAUAACAUAGAUAUGAAUAUUGAUAAAAAUGACAUACCAAUUAAAUAUAUUUAUAAUGUGGAUGAUAUAAAAACUAAUUAUACGUAUUACAUGAAAGAUUCCUUCUUAAAUGAAAUCGACCUUUGUUUUAAAUGGCAUAUGCAAAAUAAAAAAAAAAAAAAAAAUGAAAGAUUAUCAAAAAGACCCUUGACUAACUUUUUAAAAGGAGAACAAAUUUCCGAUGAGCAUAUUGAUAUCUUUAAAAAUGAUGAUGAAACAUAUGAUAAAAAUUUAAAAAAAAUAGAAAAUAGUAGUAAUAUAAUGGAUAAUAACUAUAAUUAUAGUAAUAUAAAUAAAAUUAAAGAAAUAAAUAUCAAUGUUAAUGAUAAUGAGGACAUAAAAAAAAAUAAGAAUGAAAUAAAUAAAGAGAACUUAUCAAAAAUAGACAAAAAUACAGAAAAAAACAUAAAAUUGUUUGAUUCUGAAAACACUUUUAAAACGAAUAAUCAAUUUUUAAAUGAAAAAAAGAAUAGUUUAAUUAAAAAUAUUUUUACGGACACCUAUGAAGAAUGUUAUCCUGGUUAUUGA
Molecule: messenger RNA, 1152 nt
Organism: Plasmodium relictum
Lineage: Eukaryota; Apicomplexa; Aconoidasida; Haemosporida; Plasmodiidae
Product: RED-like protein, putative
Exons: 1
Coding region: 1-1152 (383 amino acids)
Biological process (GO): mRNA splicing, via spliceosome
Cellular component (GO): nucleus
Source: RefSeq, a predicted model, not a curated record